GAGGAUUAUUGUUUUUUUUUCAGUUGCGUCAGAAAAUUUGCGUUGAUAGGACAAGAGCGUAUUUUAUUAAAGUUAAUUUUGCCAAAGAAAUAGUCCUUAUAUUGUCUUUUUUUAUUGUUCGAUUAAUUUUAGAAGUGUUAUAGUGGAAAUUUAAAAGAAUAUUUCAGAACCAUGAUGAACACAGGCAAUGUUUUACCUGUCCCUGCGAUUUUAAACAUCUUGAACGACGAUAAUAAUAACUACAUUAUGAACGAAAAUAUGGAUGGACCCACUCAAAGGGCGAGAAAAAGACGCCUAGAUCAUCUUAGCUGGGAGGAAAAAAUACAAAGAAAGAAACUGAAGAACAGAGUAGCUGCUCAAACAUCCAGAGACAGAAAGAAAGCGAAAUUAGAACAGAUGGAAGGUGCUAUUCAACAGUUGUUCAGCAAGAACGAGACAAUUUUGGCAGAAUGUGAGCAACUCAAAUUGGCCAACGAGAGGUUACAGGCAGAGAAUGCAGAGCUGAAGGCAAGGCUUCAGGGUAUCGAACAGUGUCACUGCCAAAACCGGCCUGUCGUGUGCAAGACCGAGAGAGGAUCGACAGAGUCCCUCCUUCGGCCGAGAGGAACGGUCAUGCACACAGCAGCGGUUUUGGCGCAGCAGAGACGACGCAAAGCGGCCCUAUUGAAGGUGAUCCUGGCAGCCUGCCUUCUCUACCAGACCUCCUCGAAGAGCUCGACACAGAGUCGGUCGAUCUCAACGCCCUCGAACAGCUCACACAGACUCUGCUCGAAGACAUUGCGAGGGAUCUCGAAAGUGCUUCAGAAAAAGCAGCUCAACAGGAACACACAGCAAAUGCCAUUAGAUCAGAAAAUCAAGUUGGGCAAAUGGUGGGGACGGCAUCAGAAGUCUUGGAACCCGGUAGAAGUAAAAAGCUAGAGGACAGCAAGUCGAAAAGCACUCUGGAACGAGAUAUUUCAGAGUACCUACUGCUUCACCAUAACUACGCCAAAUCCCGACCAACGGGAAAGUCAAAAAGUACGUCUCGAUGCACUAAAUCAACACCCAGUAUAAGAAAACUGAAAACUAUCCGACCAAAGCAUAGGAAAAUCGUCCAGAUGCCUGUCGAAUCUGAAGUUCUUUAUGGAACAUUACAACCA
Molecule: messenger RNA, 1139 nt
Organism: Sitophilus oryzae (rice weevil)
Lineage: Eukaryota; Metazoa; Arthropoda; Insecta; Coleoptera; Curculionidae
Gene: Xbp1
Product: X-box-binding protein 1
Exons: 4
Coding region: 172-918 (248 amino acids)
Cellular component (GO): nucleus
Molecular function (GO): DNA-binding transcription factor activity, RNA polymerase II-specific; RNA polymerase II transcription regulatory region sequence-specific DNA binding
Source: RefSeq, a predicted model, not a curated record